Molecule: messenger RNA, 1016 nt
Organism: Malaclemys terrapin pileata
Lineage: Eukaryota; Metazoa; Chordata; Testudines; Emydidae
Product: SRRM2 protein homolog rsr-2-like
Exons: 2
Coding region: 80-1009 (309 amino acids)
Source: RefSeq, a predicted model, not a curated record
AUGGGGAGAGGAUUCAGUGCUUGCAGAACUUCGUUCUAAAAGACGAAAUGCAAAAACUUUUGAAAAAAUCUCCAAGGGCAUGAUGGAGAGAGGCCACAAUAGGGACUCUGAGCAGUGCCGCGUGAAAGUCAAGGAGCUCAGACAAGCGUAUCAAAAAACAAAGGAGGCAAACGGUCGCUCCGGGUCAGAGCCGCGGACAUGCCGCUUCUACGCCGAGCUGCAUGCAAUUCUAGGGGGGGCUGCCACCACUACCCCACCUGUGAUCGUGGAUUCUGGGUCGGGGAUAGUCUCAUCAGCGACGCCUGAGGAUUCUGCCGAUGGGGGAGAGGAGGAGGAGGAGGAUGAGGAUGAGCUUGCAGAGAGCACACAGCACUCCGUUCUCCCCAACAGCCAGGAUCUUUUUCUCACCCUGACUGAAGUACCCUCCCAAGCCAGUACCCAAGACUCUGACCCCAUGGAAGGGACCUCAGCAGCUGCAAAUUCCUCAAGCAUCCCUCCUCCAUCCCGAAGGUUAUCACAGAUAAGGCGUCGUAAGAAGAGAACGCGAGACGAGAUGUUUUCUGAAAUUAUGGAAUCCAGCCGCAGUGACAGAGCUCAUCUGAAUGAGUGGAAGGAAACAGUUUCAAAGUAUAGGAAAGAAGCCAGUGAACGUGAGGACAGGAGGGACCAACGUGAGGACAUGAGGGACCAACGUGAGGAGAGGAGGGACCAACGUGAGGAGAGGAGAGACGCUCGAGAUGAGAGGUGGCGGCAGGAAGACCAGAGGAGCAAGGAUGCAACGCUGGGGCUGCUGCGUGAGCAAACAGAUAUGCUCCGGCGUCUGGUGGAGCUUCAGGAACGGCUGCUGGAAAACAGACUGCCGCUUCAGCCCCUGUUCCACCCUCCCCCCUCCCCAUGUUCCGUAUCCUCCUCACCCAGACGUGUAAGAACGCGGGGGGGGGGGAGGCUCCGUACACCUUCCCAUUCCACCCCAGUAGACAGCCCAAGCAAAAGGCUGUCAUUUUUUUAACCUUUUC